Sphaerulina musiva SO2202 is the source of this 1167-nucleotide messenger RNA. RefSeq names its product anterior fat body protein. NCBI's taxonomy places the organism in Eukaryota, Fungi, Ascomycota, Dothideomycetes, Mycosphaerellales, Mycosphaerellaceae. Gene Ontology annotation, molecular function: gluconolactonase activity; calcium ion binding. Gene Ontology annotation, biological process: L-ascorbic acid biosynthetic process. The transcript is spliced from 5 exons. The record is from RefSeq and is a predicted model, not a curated record. Bases 1 to 987 code for a protein of 328 amino acids.
AUGCCCCCCAUCCAGAAAUACAAAAUCUCCCACCCCUACCUCGACAUUUCCUGCGGGUUAGGCGAAGCACCUUUUUACGAAAAGUCCCACCACUCGCUCCGAUUCGUGGAUAUUGUGAAGAAAAAAUUACAUACGAUUGAUCUUGAUGAGGGAGUUGCUUCGCAUCGGGAAUUUGAUUUGGAGUUUUCGAUUGGCACGACGGCGGAUGUCGAGGGUGUGGAGGGGAAGUUUGUUUUUGGAGGAAAGAGCGGAUAUGGAGUUUUUGAGAGGGAGACGGGAAAACAUUGGAUCAUCAAGGAAAUGUGGAGUGAUGCGGAGAAGAAAGAUGAUGGUGGUGGAAAGCCAAAAAAGGGCACAUCACGCUGCGAUCGCAUGAGAUCGAAUGAUGGAUCCGUGGACACCAAAGGUCGUUUUUACGUGGGAGCCAUGAACGACCCAGCAGUUCUCGGCGAUGCAGACAUUACCGAUGAAGGCAUCAUCUUCCGACUCGAUCCCGAUCUGAGUAUCCAUCGCAUCAAGGAAAACAUCCGAAUCCCCAAUGGCAUGUCCUGGACGCGCGAUAACAAGACCAUCUACAUGACGGAUUCUCCCACAUUUGAAAUUCAGCAAUUCCCCUAUGACGCCGAGACGGGCACAAUCUCGCUGGAGCAGGGCACGACAUUCUUCAAAUGUCCCAUUGAAGGAGGCCAGCCGGAUGGACACUGUCAGGACGAAGAAGGUCAUUUCUGGAUAGCACUCUACGGAACGGGCAAAGUCGUGCGUGUCAAUCCCCAAGGUGAAGUAGUGGCGGAAGUCGAAGUUCCCACUCGCUGUGUGACGUGUCCGGAGCUCUGUGGCACGUCGUUGUUCAUCACGUCGGCGGCGGAGGAAGAUCCGGAAAAGUAUCCUUGGAGCACAAAGUACCAAGGAGCGUUGUUUGAGGUUGAUGUGGGAGUUCGAGGGUUACCGAGGAACAAAUUCAAGCCUGCUGCGGGUGUCGUGUUGUAGGGCUGGCCAUUCAGGAUGCUAUAUGCAUGCUUUACCGUAUAAAAAUGCGAUAUGGAGCAGAUUGUUGCAGGAUGCACGUAGCGCUAGGUAAUUCUCAAGUACAUGUAGCCCGUCUGCCAAUACAUGCAGUAGUAGGCGGAAUGAAAGCAGCCGUACCAUACCUGUACCAUACUAUACCAC